Molecule: messenger RNA, 2940 nt
Organism: Quercus robur (English oak)
Lineage: Eukaryota; Viridiplantae; Streptophyta; Magnoliopsida; Fagales; Fagaceae
Exons: 2
Coding region: 1-2685 (894 amino acids)
Molecular function (GO): zinc ion binding
Source: RefSeq, a predicted model, not a curated record
AUGAGUUCGAUUGAUUUUUAUCUAUAUUAUGGUGGGGAGCCCUGCAGUGAUGUGACUUAUGGAGUGACAUAUGAAGGGCCUGGUAAAAAGAUAGAGAUUAUUCAGCUAAAAAAAGGGCGGGAGAUCAAUUUGAAGAAGUUGAAAAAGAAAAUUAUGAAAGAGCUGGAUUUGGACCGUCGGUUGCAUGACAUAAAAAUUAUAUAUCGUGCUCCUCAUGUAGUGUUCAAUGACCGUAUUGUCUUCACGCCUAUUGAAAUAAAAGGAGACAAGCAUGUUAAGAUUAUGCUUGACCGGAUAAACUCUACACCCCAAUUAAAAGCUGCCGAGUUGUAUAUAAGUGUGGAGUCUCGUGUAGAAGUUGGCAGUAAAGAUGUGCAACAAACAACUUUGGAGGGUGGUGGCAGGGAAGAAUUCCAAUCAUUACAGACGGAUAAUUAUCCUGUUCUUACCCUGUGCACCACAGUUGGAGGCUAUACACCACCAUACCAAGAGACAGCAACUUCAAUGGAGGUUUGUGGAUCUAGUUAUCAACAAGAAUGUAUUCAAAAUCUAGGGAGGGAAGACGAAGACGAAGAUGAUGUUGAUCAUGGUAGAGAUGAGUACGAAGAGAUGAUUGGGAGAGAUGACUUUCACGAGAAUACUAUAAACUAUGAAAAUGUUGACAAUGUCCGUGAUGAUGUCGUGGAUGAUCAUGAUGAUGAUGCUAUAGGCGAUGGUAUAGGUUUGCAGCCUGCAGUCCCUACAUAUGAAGCUCAUGGCCCAUCAUUCCAUGCAAACACUUUGGAUAAUAUAGUUGAUCCUUCAAAUGUUGAGCUACCAUUUUUAUCAAGUUGGGUGCAGGGAAUGAAUUUUAGCAAAGGAUUGAUUUUCCCCAAUAAAGAGGCGGUGAGACAAGCAUUAAUAGUUUACUCUAUGGACAACAACAAGAAUUAUAUAAUUGAGUGGUCCAACCAGCAAAGAUUGUGUGUGAAGUGCUCGAAUGAGUCAUGUGCAUGGAAAGUUCGAGCAUUCCUGCAACGGAAGCUUAACGGGUUAUGGGCCGUCACAGUAUACGACGGUCCUCACACUUGUCCAUCAGUUGGGGUGAACAAAGAUGGCAGAAUGAUGGAUUCCAAUUUUCUUGCCAAAGAACUUCAUACAUAUGUAUUUGCAGAUCACACCAGCAAAAUAAAGGAUCUCCAAAAGCUAAUGAAGGAAAGGUUUAAGCACAAUAUAUCGUACUACAAGAUAUGGGAUGCGAAACAAAAGGCUAUUGCAAACAUACACGGGAAUUGGGAAGAGUCGUAUCAAAAGUUGCAGAAGUUGUUGUUGGCAUAUAAGGAUAGCGAUCCGGGUACACAAGUGUCUUUUCGGUUGAUCAACGGGAACAUACCAGGUACUAUUAUAUUCAAGUAUGUGUUCUGGGCUUUCGCACCUUCCAUUGCUGGAUUUGCAUAUUGUAGGCCAGUAAUUAGUAUUGACGGAACUCAUCUUUAUGGAAAAUAUAAAGGAAAGUUGUUGAUUGCAAUGGCUACUGAUGCUAAUAAUGAGAUUUUUCCGCUUGCCUUUGCGGUUGUGGAUGAUGAGACGGGGGCCAGUUGGGGAUGGUUUUUAUCUUGCCUUCGAACUGCGAUACGUGAUGUGGUACUUGAUUCUGGCAUUUGCAUAAUAUCAGACCUACAUAAAGGUAUAAUAUCAUCCAUUAGAGAGUGGCCCAAUGAUUAUGUUCCAGUAUAUCAUAGAUAUUGCAUUAGACAUGUGGCCAGCAACUUCAACACUCAAUUUAAUGACAAAUUCUUAAAGUCUUUGGCCUUGAAUGCAGGAUACGAGCAUCAAGAUCGCAAACUUGAAAAAAUAUUGGAUUGCCUUAAGGAAGCUGAACUCAAAUUUAGUUUGGAUCCCAAUCCCAAUAUAGCAAAAAAGAAGCCAUACUCCUAUCUAGUGAAGGAGGGUCUGGAGAAGUGGACACUGUCACAUGAUGGUGGACAUCGUUAUGGGGCAAUGACUACCAAUAUGUCCGAGUGUUUCAAUGGAGUUCUAAAAGGUGCACGUGGACUACCCAUAUCUGCAUUGGUUGACUACAUUUGGUGCAAACUUGUCGCCUAUUUCAAUGAUCGGCGCACUAAAAUAUUGGGUGAUAUUGAACAUGGUCAAAAGUUCAGCAAGCAUGCCAUGGAGAAAUAUGAAGCAAAUUACGAAAAAGGGACAAGACACUAUGUGAGGCUAUUUAACCAGCAAGACGGUAUAUAUCAGGUUUGCACAUCAUAUAAUCCACACAGAUCUGAUGGGGGAGACCAUAGUCAUGAAGUAAGGUUGUUGGAGAACACAUGUAGUUGUGGCAAAUGGGAAAUCUAUAAGAUCCCUUGUUCACAUGUGAUUGCAGUUUGUAUCAGGGAACAUGUCAAUGCAAUGAGGUAUAUUGACCCAUGUUAUACUUUACAACAACGACUUGCCACUUAUUCACAUGAGUUUCAUGUGCCCAAGGAUAAGUCAUUAUGGCGGGAGGUUAGUGGCCCAAAGUUGUAUCCUAACCCAGAAAUGUUGCGAGACAAAGGUCGACCUAUGUCAACAAGAAUAAGAAAUGAGAUGGACUGGAGGGAGAGUCAACCCAAGCCGAAAUGUGGAGUGUGUCAUGAAGAUGGCCAUAACCGUAGGAGAUGUCCGAAUGCGAUUCGCGCAUCAACAAGCAGCAAUGUUCCGAACUAGAUUUUGGUGGGGGAAGCAAUUAUCCAAGUAUUUCCUACAUAGAUUUUUAUGGCUUCAAACGGUGGGUGGUCAAGACACUUGUCAUUACAAUUUAGAAGGCUUUAGGGGGACUAUGUAUCAACCCCUCUACUUUCUUUUUGCUAUUUAGAAGUUAGAACUACAAAUAAUGUAUUGGUCCAAUCGUAACAGACUUUUGGGACUUCAAAAAUUUUUCCCCUUUAAUAUUAAUUGACAUUGGAUCAUUUGGGUGGGAAA